CCAACCUUGUCUCCAACAUUCAACUUGACUUUACACCCAACUCAUCCACUCUACGGGUCAGCGAAUCACUUCAAAAAUGAACAGUGUUCUCUACGUCACCGGCUUCAGCCCCAACCUCCGCGCGCGCGACCUCGCCUACGAGUUUGAGCGCUACGGUCGUCUGGUCCGCUGCGAUAUCCCGGCCCUCAAGACGUCCAGCUCUUCGCCGCGGAACGAGUACGACGACUAGGUCGAGUUCGAGCUCGAUGUCGACUCGAUCCAACUGCGUACACCUGUCCGUGUCGCCCGACCCGCCGCUCUACCGGCCCGAGGCUUGCGAUGAGGCCUGGAGCACGAGGGCGCGUACAGUCACGUCGCGCAAUUUACGAUGCGAGGGCGAUCUUCCCAGCGUGGGACCGAGAGGCGAUGCCCGCCAGGCCAGCCACACGUAUCUGUGAAGACGAGAAGAGUGAAGAGCGAGUGCCGGCGAAACACGAGUCCAGGCGACGCGACUCGAUGCGAUCCGAUGCGAGCGAGCUCGGAGCCCACCCUACCCCAGCACCACCACCUCGCUCCCCAACUGCCGAUCGACGCCCCGAGGACUCUCCCACCCGUGUAUGUAGCCCAUGCUCACCCGCCGCCCCGACCCACAGCUUUCGCCUUCGUCGAGUUCCGCCGCGAGGACGACGCCGAGGACGCUUACUAUGACAUGCACGGCCGCUCCAUUGACGGUCGCCGUAUUACUGUUCAGUGGGCCAAGCGCCCUCCCAGCGCUGCGUGGAGGCACGAUGAGCGUGACGGUGGCCGCGGUGGUGACCGUGGUGGUGACCGUGGUGGUGACCGUGGUGGUGACCGUGGUGGUGACCGUGGUGGUGACCGUGGCGGCGACCGUGGCGGCGACCGUGGCGGUGACCGCGACCGCGAUGAUCGCCGUCGCUCUCCUCCCCGCCGUCGUUCGCCUUCGCCCCGCCGCGACCGCGAUGACCGUGGUGACGACCGUCGCGGCGACCGUGACUACGAGCGCCGCGAUGGCCGUGACGAGCGCGACGAGCCUCGCGAUGACCGCCGCGACGACCGCGACGACCGCGAUGACCGCAACCCGCGUGACGACGGCGACGACCGCCGUGACGACCGUGCCUCGGCCUCGCCGGUCCGCAACAACGGUGACGACUCUGAGCGUAUCGCUGUCGACGAGAAGGAGCCCGCCGCUGCUGACGAGCGCGACGAUGAGCGCGACAGGCGCGACGACUAG
Messenger RNA from Vanrija pseudolonga, 1231 nucleotides. RefSeq names its product Peptidyl-prolyl cis-trans isomerase-like 4 (gene cyp6). Gene Ontology annotation, molecular function: RNA binding. The transcript has 5 exons. The coding region runs from base 368 to 1231 and encodes 287 amino acids. Lineage: Eukaryota; Fungi; Basidiomycota; Tremellomycetes; Trichosporonales; Trichosporonaceae. The record is from RefSeq and is a predicted model, not a curated record.